CGUAGUAGCUCACUGGCACGAGACGAGCGAGAAAGCAUACACACAGUCAGAGCAGCAACCAAGCGGGGCUGCAAGGCGGCACCCGAGUAGCAGCUAGCUAGGCUACACAACACCAACCAGCUAGCUAUAUAGGCAUGAGGUCGCUGCUCCCACUGCUCAUGGCCGCGCUCGUCGCCGUCACCGCGUUCCCCGACGGGGCCGACGCGGUCUGGACGCCGAUCGCCAACCCGCCGGGGACUCUGCUGGUCAAGCAGGUGGGCAACUUCACCGUGAUCGUCUACAGCAACGCCGCCCCCCGCAGGCACCGUCCCCUGCAGCUGGUGACCGUGGUGCGAGGCGAGACCCAGCCUGUAGGCAACGGCGUCACCGACUACCGGCUCGUGCUGGCCGUGAACAACACGGACACCGGGAGCACAGCGAUGUACCAGUGUGUCGUGCGAGGCAAGCCCGGCUCGCGCGCCACCACAUGGGUGCUGCGCAGCUUCGCGCUAUACACGCAGGCGGCAUAGCUAGCUCAUCGUCAUUCUUCUGCCUGCUACAAGCAGAUAGCGUUUUCAUAAGAGCAUA
Molecule: messenger RNA, 567 nt
Organism: Zea mays
Lineage: Eukaryota; Viridiplantae; Streptophyta; Magnoliopsida; Poales; Poaceae
Exons: 1
Coding region: 135-509 (124 amino acids)
Molecular function (GO): cysteine-type endopeptidase inhibitor activity
Source: RefSeq, a predicted model, not a curated record